This is a messenger RNA of Leptopilina boulardi, 5719 nucleotides long. It is a transcript of the gene NFRKB, whose product is annotated as nuclear factor related to kappa-B-binding protein-like. The transcript has 15 exons. The record is from RefSeq and is a predicted model, not a curated record. The coding region runs from base 205 to 4761 and encodes 1518 amino acids. Lineage: Eukaryota; Metazoa; Arthropoda; Insecta; Hymenoptera; Figitidae. Gene Ontology annotation, molecular function: protease binding. Gene Ontology annotation, cellular component: Ino80 complex.
UACGUAACGUACGAUCAAUAAAAAGUAUAUAGUAGAGAUUUUUUCAUUAUAAAAAAUUGAUUAUCAUUUCGUUGUUACUUGUUUGUUAUCGUCUUUCUAUUAAUUAGGAAAAAAAACUAUUUUUCCAUACGUCUGUAAAUUAAUAUUGUGCGUCAUUGAAUAUUUAAUUUCAUAUUUGUGAGAAACAGCCUGAUAUCAAUCAAAAUGGAGGUUGACGAAUGCUCAGCUAAUGGUGAUUCUGGCGCUGAAGAAGAUGAGGACGAUGACAUGUCUCAGGGUUCUGGUAGCAAUACGAGCACGAGUAACAGUAGUGACAGUAGUUCAUCGUCAGAAAGUGGCGAUGAUACAGAAGACGAUGUCACGAGUGUUUCUGACGGUAAUUCAUCUAUUGACGAUGAGGACGAUAAAAAUGAUGACGAUUUAAAUAAAGAUGAAAGAGACGAAAAUGAAGAUUUAUUGCGAUGGGAAACGUGUAUAGCAGAUGGUAUUAAAAUUAAAUUACCACAAGAUUUAUGCGAGCAUCCUUCAAUUUUUCGUGAAAUGUUCAAUUAUCCACGAUUGUGGCAAGAAUCUUUAUCCGACAGUCAGAAAGAAAAUUUAUAUAAUCUUUUGCCACAAUUUCCAAAAGAUUGUAAUGUCGAAAUGGAAUUAGACAAAACUCUAAAAAUGUUUUUUAACGGCGAGAAUGAUAGAUUUGGUGUCUCGCCUCUAGAUACAUUUCAUAAAAAUCUCUCAACUGGUUAUUUUCGUCCAGAUAUUAGAAGAAUUCGGAAUUUAGUACGUAAAGCACAACAUAGAAGAGCUUUAUUUGAGGAACGUAAACACGCCUAUGAAUUGGCAAAUAAAUUGUUAAAGUCACGUGAAAAUUUACUUCUCAAUGCCUAUAAACAGGGAUUCAGUCAAACGACACAUAAAACAGUAUCUAAAUUUCAUUGGAAAAGGCCAAAACCAGCGUUAGUUGAAGAAAAAGCACAAUUGCGUUAUAUGGAAGAAAUGAACGCAUUGAGAACAGAACUUGGAGCAAAUGCAAAUCUCAUUGAUGAUUCAACAUCUGAAAAUGAGGAAAACUAUCCACACUUUCAAUUAAGUAAUUCAAAGCAAAAGAAACGUAAACGACCUGUGAUGACACCUCAAAUUCCAUUAAUAAGAGGCAUACAAAUGGAUAAUGAAGAUGAUGCCAUUCGACCAGUGUUUUCAACUCAUCAUCGUUCUGAAUAUAUUCCACGAUUUUCAAUGCGAGAACAAACCGAUGAUUUUUAUCGAUCCAUGCUUGUUACGCAUAAAAAACGAAGAACUCGUCGAGAUAAUCAUCCGGAGUUGAAUACACAAGGUAUUUCGCUCCCUGAUUUAAUGCAAAGGGCUCAAAUUGGUCAAAAGCAUAAAAUUACAGCGACCGGACCAAUUCGACUACCGAGUUCGAAAAAACGAAUAAAACUCGAUUCACCCGCAUUGCCACCGGUGCCAAAGAUUAAUACAACUGUUAUUAAACAUGAGAUUGAUAACAAUGAUUAUUCCCACACCACUGAUGAUAUUAAACACUCGAAUUUUGCCGAUUUGGAGCAUAAAAAUUCAAAUUUUCCAAUUAUCAAAACGGAACCAAUGGAAACAUACGAACAACCACGGCCGCAGCCUAAAAAAAUAGCACCUCCAACUCCAAAAAGUAAUAAAAAUCAUCCAAUAAUAAUACCAAUGGUGGAAGUUAAACGUGAAGUGGAAGAUUAUGAAUAUGAGGAGAGGAUAAAAAUUGAACAAUCAGUUGAGAGUAUUCGAGUCGAUGCUGAGGAAGAUGAAGUUGAUAAAAAGGAAAUUGAUUUAGAUAGUAUUGAUAUGAUGCAAUUACCUAUUCAACUUGAUGACGGUAUCGAUAUUCUCAAUGAAGUCAAAUGUGAAGCCGAGGAGAUGAUGAUGCCAGAAAAGGAAGUUUCCGUAACUGGUGGUGAUGAAUUAUCAUUGCCCGAUGGUGGUGACAUUGAAUUAAUGCAAGAAACACACGCUUGUUUCUUUUCACUUUUACGCGAUGCUUUUCUCUCAAAAGGGGAAUAUCGAAUGAACACUGCGGAAAUGAAGGAAGCUGUGAUGCUCUGGCAGGGAAAUCCCAUAUCGCCGUUAAAUGAUUGGUAUUCCUUGGCACCGUCUUGGACGUCUUUAGUUCCAUUGGCUCUAGGUUUUCUUGCUGGCGAGUUAACUUAUCCUCAAGAUUCAGAACAAAAUGAUGGCGAACAAGAACUCGUUCCCUAUUUGGAAAAUAAAGGUCGUGGAAUUUAUGCAUGGAUUGGCGCUGGAAGAGAUUCAGAUAUGCGACUUUCGGCUCUUUGCGCUCGAUUUUUACUUCAUAGGGACGAAUUAGGACCUCCGCAGGCGCUGCUUCAAAAUGUAAAUACGACGAAAAGUCAAAUACAACAGACAACCGUUAGUGCAAAUAAUAGUAUUUGUUCAACACCAAGUAGCCAGAGACCAGAGAGUCCUGUUUCUGAAUCAGUGGGAACUGAUACUGGUCUCGUGAGUUCUGUCGCUGAAUGGGAACCACCACGUGCUCUAUAUCCCACUGAUUGGAAAGUUAAAUCCUCAACUUUCGAGGAACGAGAGGAAUUCCGCCGGCAGGAAAGAAUGAGAUACGCCGCUCCUCAUAAAGCUUUCACAUAUCGAAUGCAUGGUUAUUCUUCUGUCGUUGGUCCAGUUAAAGGAAUUUAUCAACAUAAUGUCGGUUCUGGUUUAACAAAACCACGAGGUCAUUCUUUACUAGUUGCGGAUCGUCCGAAUUUCGUGACAAUUUUAGCACUUGUACGAGAUGCAACGGCAAGACUUCCAAAUGGUGAGGGAACAAGAGCCGAUAUUUGUCAAUUACUCAAAGAUUCUCAAUAUAUUAGGGAAAUUGAUGAAAGUGACAGUAGUCACGAUAAAGAAGGUAAUUUACAUUCAGUUGUCUCUGGAGCAUUGGAUAGACUUCAUUACGAAGCCGAUCCUUGCGUUCGAUAUUAUCCCAGAAGAAAAGAAUGGCUUUACCUUCAUCGAGCCCGUUCUGAAUCUGAAUUUGAAAUGUUUCAUCAACAAUUCCAAGGCGUGCCUAAAAAUAAAAAAAGUAGCAGUGGAUCCUCAAGGAAUAAAUCUCUUCAAUCAAAUGCAAAACUCGCUGCAAAUAAAGAUCAAUCAAAUACUCAGUCAAGUAACACAACAAAAGAAACUACACCGAAGAAAGAGAAGAAAGCUCAAUCAGCGCCGGUCAUUACCAGGAAAGAAACAAGAAAAGCUGAGGAAAAAAUUGUCCUUGAGCAAUCAACGUCAAUUAUUGAACCACCGACAAUUCCCUUAAAUCCGCCGCAAAUUCCAUCAACUCCAAUUGUCUCGGUUGUAACACCUUCGCCCACAACGCCCACGACAAGUUCAAUUUCUUCGACAAUUACAACAUCGAGUUUAAUUUUACCACGAGAAACUUCGCUUCCCAUUGAAACAAGAACACAAUUAACGCCACCGAUCAAAAAAGUAUCACCCAAUUCUAAUGUGAAAAAUGUAGCAGUAGUUAAAACAACAUCGUCACAAAGUCUUUUGCAAUCCAAUCAACAACAGCAACAGCAGCAACAACAACAACACUUUCCACCGCAUCAAAUUCAAGUAUCAACGUCCGCUGGUUUACAGACAAUACGACUUUCUGGACAUUCUGUACUUCAUUCGGCUCAACAAGUUUCCACAACAAUGGCAAGUAAUUCAGGUAGCACUUCACCAAAUAUAGCGACAAUUUUUUCAAAUACCAAAAUUCAAAAUCAACAACAACAACCGGUUAUUGCAAAUCAAGGAGCAAAGAGCAUUCUUCAAACUACGAAUGUAAAAUCACAACAGCAACAACAACAAGUUGGAAAAACUUUGCUAUCAUCACAAAUUAAAUUGGUAAGUUCCGGACAAAUUAAAUCUCUAUUGUCUGGCCAUGGACUUCAGGGGCAGACUAUUUUCAUUAAACAAUCGUCGCUUGCCUCGGGACAGACUCAACAAAUUCAACAACAACAGCAACAACAACAAUUGAAACAACAGCAGCAGCAACUACAGCAGAGAAUUGUCACUGCAAAUCAACAACAACUUCAAAAUUCACCAGUGCAAAGAAUUAUCACUCAAAUUGGUGGUAAGCCAAUUGCUGUGCAAAUUCAACAAUCACCACAACAACAACAACAGCAGCAACAAAAAAUAUUGGCUAAAGUACUUACAAGCGCUGGUGGUGGUCAAUUAAUUUCCGUUGAGAGUCUUCUUGCCCAAAAGGGCUUGAAAUUAGCAACACCCACUGGUCACACAACGCAAAUUAAUCGACAAGGCAAACAAGUUAUCCAAACUCAAUAUCAGGUCGUGUCACAAGCUCAGACCUCGUCUGUCCCACCGAAAAUAAUUGUCAGCAAUCAUCAACAGCAACAGCAACAAACACAGGGACAGGCGCAAACAGUGCGUAUGGUAACGGCACAACUUGCUGGUAAACCAAUUGUUCUUGCAAGUGGAAGUAAAGGUGUUGGUGGUGGUACAACUGGUGUUAUUCUUGGAAAACAAUCACCACAAGCUCAAUCGUCACAGCAACAACCAAUUAUUUUACCCAGUCAGUUAUUAAAUAUUAAAACUUUACAUGGUUUAAAAGUGAUACCAACAGCAACUGGUCUUAAGACAACAGGUGCUGCAGUCUAUGCACGAGUUAUUGCUCCAACGACAAUAUCAUCGACCCAAACAACAAGCAAUCAACAGCAAACUAUUCAAACACAACCACCAAGAACUAAUUCUUAUCCACCGUGAGAAGAAGUUUUAAAAAAGUAGGUUUUUUUUUUUUCUUUAAUUUAAUAAUAAGAGAAUUUAAUUUCAUUAUUAUUAUUAUUUAUUUUAAUAGUGAAUAUGGUGAUCAUACUCUCUCUAUUAUUUAAUUAUAUUGACCAUCGGAAAAUUUAUUCCGAUUAAUGUUGUACAUGAAAAAUUAUGAUAAACUUUGAAGAGUUUAAAAAAAAAAUAUAUAAAAGGAAUCUUAAUUUUGGAAAAGGGACAUUUGAAUUAAUUUAGAUUAUUUAAAAGAAAAUAAAAAAAAUAAAUUAGUACAAAAAUUUGCAUUCUUUCAUUGUGAAAGGAUAUAUUUAUAUAUAUACAUAUAUAUUUUUCUCUUGGGAGAAUAUAUUUUUCUCCUAUAUGAGAAAUUGCAAUUUUUUUCUCACACUUGAGAGAAAAUUUCUUAUCGAAAAAAAAAAUAUCGACUAUUUUUCUCUCAAAUGGAGAGAAAAAUUUCGUCAAAUAUCAAUUUUCCGAAAUGUUUCCUUUUAAUUAUUCUUGACGAUCUGGUUUGAUUAUCGGACGUCAUUCUCUCGUUUAUAGUCUUUCACAAAAAAAUGACAGCUUUUUUUCUGUCGUGAACGCAAGUUGUGAGAUUGCGUUUAUGUUUUAAUUUUUUUUUUUUUUUUUUAAUUUGUACAAUUAAAUUAAAUAGUAGAGGAAACAGAAGGUAGUGUAUUUGUAAGAAAGAUCAAGAGUCGGUAAUUAAAAUAUGUUGUUUUUUUUUAUUACGCGAUUGUGAUCAAAAAAUGAAUACAAAGUGUGUGUGUGUGUGAGAUGAUGUAAUUUACAAAAUGAUUUUACAGUUUGUGAUUACAAAAUACGGAAGAUUCUGUAUCAAAAAACUGAUUUCAUAUAAAGUUAUUUGCAAUAUAAAUUAAAAACUUAUGUAUACGUCGAACUUUAAAUUAAAUUAACUAUUAAUAUUACAGUCUAA